Messenger RNA from Microplitis mediator, 8277 nucleotides. It is a transcript of the gene jef, whose product is annotated as major facilitator superfamily domain-containing protein 6. The record is from RefSeq and is a predicted model, not a curated record. Gene Ontology annotation, cellular component: membrane. The transcript has 11 exons. NCBI's taxonomy places the organism in Eukaryota, Metazoa, Arthropoda, Insecta, Hymenoptera, Braconidae. Bases 223 to 3189 code for a protein of 988 amino acids.
GACGAAAGAAAACUGUGGCAUAUUCGGUCAUCGAUUUGACACAAAGCUUAAAGAGAUUUUGUGUAGUGACGAGGUCAUUUGAGUCUUCCACGGAAUUAAAGUAAAAAUUAAAAUUAACUAGAAGCCCAUAGUUUACGAAAUACUAAAAAUCCAAAAUAAUUCCGUGUCUUUAGAGAGAUAUUUAGCUCUGGUGAAUAAAAAGUGUUAAUAAGUAAAUAAAAAAUGCAAAAUUUUGGAAAUGAAGAAUACAAUUAUGGUGGUGGAGGUGGUGGAUUUAAUGAUGGGACGGAAAAUAAUCAGGGAAGAUCGUUACCACAAGUACCAGGUGCAAGACCGAUGGUUGAUCCCGAAGCACUUGGGGAAGUUGACCCAUCGGUUUACGGUGCACCCAAAGAAGCGACACACAAAAUCCGUGGAAAAAAUGAUUUUUUAGAAUAUCUAUUUGGUUCUGUUGAUCAAGAAUUACUGACUGUUAAAACAUUUUACUUUUUCUUUUACUCGGCGUUCGGAUCAUUGUUUCCACUUAUGGGUGUUUAUUUUAAACAAAUGGGAAUGAAUGCAGGACAGUGUGGUCUAUUAAUUGGAUUAAGGCCAUUUGUUGAAUUUUUAAGCGCACCUUUUUGGGGCUCACUCGCUGAUAGAGAACCAUUUAAAUUUUACAGGUGGCAGAAAGGAAAGAUAAUUUUGCUCGCGUCAUUGGCAUGCUGGAUUAUAUUUACUCUACCACUGGGUUUCGCCCAACCACCAGCAACUUCCUGUAUCAUGGAAAAAAAUGGUACAUGGAGAUUAGAAGUACCUGAAGUCGGUGGACGUAGCAAAAGAUCUGUAGAUGAUAAGGAUUAUUAUCAGAAAAAUGAUGAUAAUGAAGACGAAAAUCUCGAGGUCGCGGCUAAUGUCGUUUUUGAAAGGCUGCGGCGAAGUUCAAAUGAUAAUAAGGUAGUUAAUAAAUUACGUGUCAGGGGUAAUAGACUUAAAAGAACAGUAAGUGGUGCUGAUAGCAGUAGCGGUGAUACAACUGAUUUGAAGUAUAAACAAUUCGUUCCGGAAGAUGCGCCGGAAGUAGAUCCCAAUGCGAAGGAAAUCGAUUUUCGUAUUAUCGCAAAGCAGAAUCGUCCCGCUGAUGUUCUUGAGUACAAACGAUUUUUAAAAAAUGAACCACUUGACGAAUCGAGGCCACCGAAAAAAGCCCACACCCGAACGAAAACGCGUUCGAAACCCGUUCGUACCAAAGUUAUGGUGAAACGGCAAACUGACCAAUUGCAUGACGAUUUCUUCACCGGAAACAGCGACGAAACUUACGAAACUGACAAUCGGUUAAAAAUGAAACUAAAAAAGUAUUCCAAAGCUCCAAUUUAUCCAGAUGACAGCGACGAUAAUGAAAAAUUGAAUGACGAAGAAGAAGAUCAACAGCGCGAAAAAGAAAUCGAAGAGGAAGAAGAAGAGGAUGAUGAUGACGAAAUGGAUGAAGAUUCUGACGAAGAAGAAAUUGACGUUCCAUUAAUCCGUAGGCGUAGAAGUUUACGUUUUCCCCAUCUGCCAUUGGGUCGCAGUCCAUUGCCGGUUAAUUUCGCUGUCAAUUAUGACGAAAAAGAGAAUAAGGAUUGGGUUAAACCGCAAUUUAGUUCCAUUGUCUACCGACUGCCGGAUAUCCAAAAAACGUUCUUUCUUCUGCUACUCUUAGUUCUAGUUGGAGAAUUUUUCUCAGCACCGGCAAUCACUUUGGCUGAUUCAGCUGUAAUUACUCUUCUUGGUGAAGACGCCGAUCGAUACGGACACCAGAGAAUGUUCGGAAGUUUGGGCUGGGGUCUAGCCAUGUUUUUUGUUGGUAUUGCUUUAGACCACAGCACGUCAUUCCCAGAUCAUCCCUGCGGUCCAGGGCCAAAAGAGAAAAAUUAUACAAUAUGUUUCGCGAUAUUCAGUGUACUAAUGGGCGCUGCGUUGAUCACAGCCACGCAGAUUAAUUUCAAAUAUGAAUUCAUUGCUACCGAAACAGAAGUGGAUAAAGCACCAGCUGAACCAACUCGUGAAGAACAAUUGCAAAGUCAAUUGUCACAACAAUUAAAUCUUCCAGGAUUGCAAGAUUCAUCCGCGCAACCGCUACCGAAACCUCAACCACCUGAGGGAAAAACUAAAAUGUUUGCUCAAACAACCAGAGAAAUACCAGAAUGGGUUACAGUUAUAAAACAAUUUAAAGAUCUUAAAUGCGCGUCAUUUUUAUUUGUCGCUUGGUUUAUGGGUUUUGGAAUUGGUUUAAUAUUUACAUUCUUAUUCUGGCAUCUACAAGACUACGGUGGUACACCAACACUAUUUGGCGUUGCAUCAGUAAUCAAUCACAUUUCGGAAAUAUUUGCUUACUUCUUCAGUUUUAAAUUGAUUCGUCAAAUCGGUCAUGUUAAGGUGCUCUGUCUUGGUCUAUGCGGUAACAUCAUACGGUUUCUCUACAUCUCAUGGUUAAAAAACCCAUGGUGGGUGUUACCAUUUGAAUUUAUGCAAGGAAUAACUCAUGCUGCUGUUUGGGCAGCUUGUUGCAGUUAUAUAGCACACAAUACACCCCCGCACUUAAGGUCAAGUGCUCAGGGUGUGUUACAAGGACUUCACCAUGGCUUAGGACGUGGUUGCGGUGCUGUUAUUGGUGGAAUGUUUGUGGCCAGUUAUGGAACAACCGCAACAUUUCGUGCCUAUGGUCUUAUUUGUGCCCUUGUACUCGCUGCCUUCAUAUUUAUUAAUUUCUACAGAAAAGAUACCGGAUUUAUUGCGGAUUUACCCCAAACUGAAGAUCCGCAUCAGGUUGCCGAGGCAACACAUUUGGCGCCACAUGGUGUGCCUAGUAAUGCUAUACCACGGGCUCUGAGUUCAAGUAGACUUCAUGAACUUGCUCAGGAUCCAGGUUAUGGUGCCACUUAUCAAACAACUGGGGGAAACCUUAACGUACCCGGUGGAAACGGCGGUUCUAAUCCAACGAAUCCAUUCCUAAGCGGCGGAGGUAAUACUGGUGGAAACGUCGGAGGCAAUUACAAUUACGGUAGGACCGGUAAAGGAGAGGACGAGUUCAUUCGUAGGAGCUUCCAGAUUUACAGUGAAGUAGUGGACAAUGAAUUUGAAGAAAUGAAACCACCAGCCGUUACGACACAUUUACAUGUUCAACAACCAUGUACUAAUCCAUUUCACCAGCAUGAUUACGAAUGGUAACCAUACAAAUUUUAAGUAAAAAAAAAGAAAUCUUAACAGAGUAAAAAUUAAUAAUCCUAUUUUAUUCUAACCUCAAAUAUUUUAAAGAAGAAAAAAGAUCUGUUAUUAAUGAAAAAAUUUAAACUAUAAAUUGAUUGAUUAGAUGCAAUUGAUUUUUUAAAAUUAGGAUAGAGUUUUAUAACUCCGUAGUUGGGAAUAAAAUAACACAAGUAAAUGAGAGAAUACUCGAAUAGAAAGAAAAUAAUAAUUUUUGAAUAAAAAUAAUUUUCCACAUAAAAUUACAUGAAACUGUUAUCAUAUCAUAGUUAAAUUUUUUUUUUGAAUUAUUGAAUGAAUAUACUGACAAUGGUCCAUAUUGUAACGAAUCUAACGAAAAAAUGCCAUCCGUAUUGCGAAAUAAUUAUUUUAAAAAUUAAUUUAUUACACUGUAACAAAUCAAUAUAAUUUUCUUCCGUGGCAGAAAUAUUUUAUAUAUAUAUAUAUAUAUAUUUUAAAUGACUUUUUUAUGAAUCGCACGACUCAUGACGCGAAGCAUCAGUGUGCUUUACGAUCGAAAAAUUAAUAGUUUUCGUUUCAAAAAGAACUUGAAAAUAUUCUUUACUCAAAUUUUAUCGGCUAAUAAUUUGUAUCUUUUUUUUUUAUUUUGGAAAUUUCAUAAAAUAUUUAAAAAAAUAUCAAUCUUUAUAAAAUCACUCAAUUUGAUUUUUUACAGUGUAUAUAAAUUAUUGCAACGUACUAACGAUCGAUUGAAAGUUAAAAAAAAAAAAAUUAUAUGCCAACUCAUUGUAAAUUAUUUUUUUGUGUUGAAAAAUGACCAAGGUAAGAGACCCAGUACCCGAUCAAGAAACUAGUACCCGAUCACUCAUGACUUUGUAUAUCUAUCCCUAGCGGAUCCAAAUUACGGUAAAUUACCGUAGUUUAUUGCAAAAGAUCGUAAUUUACGGUACAUAUAUGGAAAAAUACCCAAAUUUACGAUCUACGGAAUAAUUACCGUAAAAUACGAUAUUUUACCGUAAGGUACGGCAUUAUACGGAAAAAUACCGCAGUGUUACCGCAGUUUAACCGUAAGUAGCCGUACCUUACGGUAAAAAUGUCGUAUUUUACGGUAAUUCGGAUGAGUGCCGUAAAUUACGAUAAUUACAGUAAUUUACCGUAAUUCAGAUCCGCUAGGUAUGUUCACUAAAUAUAGAUAUACAAACACAUGAAGUGAUCGAUUAUUAGUUCCCUGAUCGGGUACUAGGUCUCUUAUUUUAAAUAAAAACAAAUAAUAAGAUUAUCAUAGAAGCGCGAUUGUAAAUAACAAUAAUAGAGGAGAUAAUAAUAAAAAAAAUUUAUAAUAAAAUAAAAAUUAAUAGAGAGAGAGUAAAAAAAACCCUAUAAAAAAAUCCACAUGGGAUUGCAUGGAAAACCAUAGGAAUUUAUAUCCCUAGCGGAUCCGAAUUACGUAAUUUAUCGCCAUUUGCCGUAAAUUACGGCAUUCUACGGUGAAAACGCGGUAAUUUACCGCAUUUUUAGACAAAUUCACGAUAAAAUUGCGGCAAUUAUCCGUAAAUUUGCGGCAAUACUGCGGUAUCUUACGGUAAAGGCGCAGUAACAUUGCGGUAUUUUUCGGUAAUUCUUCUGAAUACUAUAAAUUACGGUAUUUUGCUGUAUUAGACCGCAAAUUACCGUAAUUUGCGGCAAAUUUGCAAUACAAUAUGAUAAUUUACCGUAAUUGGGAUCUGCUAGGGCAUAGGAAUUUAUAUCCCUAGCAGGUCAGAAUUACGGUAAUUUACUGCCAUUUGCCAUAAAUUACGGCAUCCUACGGUAAAAUGCGGUAAUUUACCGCAUUUUGGAAACAGUCAAGAUAAAAUUGCGGCAAUUAUCCGUAAAUUUGCGGCAAUACUGCGGUAUUUUACGGUGAAAGCGCAGUAACAUUGCGUUAUUUUACGGUAAUACUUCUGAAUACUAUAAAUUACAGUAUUUUGCCAUAUUAGACCGCAAAUUACCGUAAUUUGCGGCAAAUUUGCAGUACAAUAUGAUAAUUUACUGUAAUUGGGAUCUGCUAGGGAUAGAAAAUUAUGGAAUUAUAUACGAACCCAUAGGAAUUAAUACAGAAGUGUAUGGGCUUAUGUAAGAAUCUAUGGUCUCUGGAUUUCCAUACGGGACAUCUACCUAUGAAACUGUGGGUACCUGGAUUCCCAUGAAGAUUUUUUUGAUAGGGAACGGAUUGGACGAUCCUUACAACAACACGCCUACAAAUUAUUUAUUAAUAAAUAAUUAAUUGAAAAAUAAAGAAAACCAACUGAUUAAUUAUAUUUAAUAAUUAAACUAAAUUAUUAUUACCAAUGAAUAUUAUAAAUAUAUAUAUGAAUAUAUAUUUAUAUAUAUAUAUAUAUAUUAUGUAUAUUAUAAAUAACGUAUUAUUAGUAAUAGAUAUCAAUAUUAAUGAGCAGUUCGUUAUUUAAAAAAAAAGUGUGUUAAUUAUUGAUUAAUUAACAGUUAUUAUGAAUUAUAUUAAUUAUGUAAUUUGUUGAGUGAGUGAUGAUUAAGAAAAAGCCUUCGCACUCUUAAAGGCACAAAAAAAAUUAAUAAAUGAUUUUAAAAAAAUGCGGUUGAUUAAUAAUGAUUAAUGAUUAAUUAUUAAUGAGUGAAUAAUAAUUAUUUAAAUUUAGAAAAUUUAUUUAUAAUAAUUAAAAAUGUAUCAUUAAUGCAAUGUUUGCCUUUUAUUGUUAUAAUAAUUAUUGUAAAAUUGAUUAACUAAUUAAUGAUUUUUAUUUGAUUUAAAAAAAUUUAAAUAUAAAAAUAAGAUUGAAAUAUUAAAUUUAAAUAUAAAUUAUUAAAUUUAUUUUUUAAUAAUAAAAAUUAUAAAUUAUCUGACACAACCGAAGUCCAUUAACUCGGACAAUUCGUCUACAGAGGAACAGAAAUUUCCUGUAAAUUACGACUCAUCGAAUGCCCUCUCUCCUUUACAGACUAAACUACACGCAUGCGCGCUUACAAUCUUAUUUACACGCAUGUAAACAAAUAUAACUCGUAGUGGGGGUAAAGUUCCGAGUUAAUGGAAUCCGACUUAAUGGAAUUCGAAUGUAAAUAUAAAAUUACGUAUAAGACGCUCGCGUAUUAAAAACUCCGCCCUAACCUCGGGUGUAAAUCUUCACGAUUCGCGUCUUAUGCAUAAUUGCACUAGAUGUAUAAAUUACUAUUAUUGUUAUUAUUCGAAGCUGUAAACAAAAAUAAACCGAGAUUGUUAAGACCUCUGUUAUAUAUUUUACUCGGUAAUAUUUUUAAAUUUGACUGUAUUUAAAUUUUCUAGUACAUAUUUAUUUAUUUAUUUAUCACAUGUAAUGUAUUCAGCUUGCAUUCGAAAUUUGGCAAUCAGUAAAUUAGGAAAUUUCAUCGAUGAAUUUUUUUUUAAUUUUUAAUUUAUACGAUCUGUUAAAAAUUGUUUUUGCUUUAAAAAAAAAAAAAAAAAAAAAUCAGGAAGUUGAAAAUUAAUAAAAUAUUUCGUCUUACGUAUUAUAUAAUUUUAUUAACCAUUUUAUUAAUUAAUUACUUAUUAUUUAUCUGAAUUUAUAAAUUAAUGAUACAAUUUUUUUGUUAACACACGUGUAUCUAAAAUAAUUGAACAAAAAAGUUUUAAUUUUAGCAAACAAUCGAUACAUAUCAAUUAGCGAUUAAGUUUAAGCUUUUAAUGUCAUGAUGUAAUAAGGAAAAAUAAUGAAUGAGUAAGAAAGUAAAAAAAAACAUUAUUAAUACCUUAAUUUCAUGUAAAUCCAUUAUCAUUAGAUCAUUUUUCAUCCAUAGUGGGAUGUAGAUAAGCAAUAACGUGUCAACCCUCAAAAAAUUAAUUUUUGAUAUUUUUGUACCAAAUUAUUCCUUAGUAACUAAGAAAUUAUCCUGCGAGAGAGUCCUCGAGUGUACUUCGGGUUUUGUCGGUUUCUACUCCCACUAGAUGUUCCGUGGGCUGCAUGUUCUCCCACUUUUUCUUACGCAUGCGCGGAGUAGAAAUUAUCAGUAGUGGGGGAACCCCGAAGUUCAUUCCGUCUCGGAGAGAAGUUCAUGUACAUCGUUCUCGUAAGUGAAUUGAAAGUCCUGGAGCUAGAAAACAGCGGAAGUUUUGGUGCUGGCUCACAGAGUCAACCAUUUUCGAAAUUUUUUAAAAAUUACAAUAUAGAGCAGUAAGGAGAGGGAUUAAGGUCAACUUUUUCAUUGAAAAAGUAAUAAAUUACGUAAUAAAAAGGCUUAUAAUAUUUUUAUAGUACAAUAGAGUAUUUUAUUCAACAUUUUUUUUGUUUCAUUAGUCGCUGAGUAAAUUAUUUGAUUAACAGGUUUAUUAAUUACGUAUUGCUGAUUGCUAAAAAUUAAAGAAUUAAAUAAAAUAAAUAUAUGUCAACAGAUAUGACGAUACAUAAUAUAUCCUCUCAUCAAUCAUAGUGUUAUAUAUAUAUAAUAUAUAUUUGUUAGGUCAAUAUAAAGCAUCAUAAGUAAUUAAAUAUCAUCGAUUCUGUCCAUGCAUAUUUAUUUUUAGGAACUAUGCAUAGAAAAAUAAAAAUAAUUAUAUCUUUGUACUUUUUCCAAAUAUCGUGAUUAGGGUGCGUCAUUUUGGAACAACAAAAAAAAAUCUUGAUCACAGACCUAGCUCUCAAAAAAAUCUUACUUCCCUUGAAUAGCACAGAAAUUUUUUUUUUUACUUUCAGCAAAAGUAUUUGGUUUCUAAAAAAUUUGAACCGCAGAUUUUAAAAGCCAAAUUCCCAUUAAAAUUUGAUAUCUUGCUCUGAAACGACGCGCCCUGAUUUUUAUCCAGACACUAUCCGAAAAAUUCCUAUAGAAAUUCACAUGAAUUAGCCGAAAAUAACAUAGAAAUCCAUAGAUUCCUCUAGAUCCCCAUGAGAAUUCAUAGAAGUCAUGGGACCUUAGAGGCCUACGGGAAUAAUUUCUUAUCUCAAUGACUUCGGUUAUAAUCCACAGGUUUUCACAUAGGAAAUUUUUCUUUGAUUCGAAAACACCAUAGGAGUCUUUGGAGAAAGAAAUGGAAUAUCUUUAUAGGAAGCCAUAAGAAUUCCUAAGCAAAAUUCUAUAUAAUUUUUCCAGAGAGUGUAUCUUAUA